CAAAAAUCUCUAACACUUCCACCAAUUCCCUUCUCCCUACUAAUUUCUGGACAUAUCUCUCUCUCUCUCUCUCGCCUCUAUAGCUGAAGCCCCAGCACCAUUUCUUCUCUCUCUAGAUCUCUCUCUCAUUUCUUUGGGACAAUGAACUAAUUCUAGCCUUAAUAAAACUAGCUCCAAAACUCUCCGCAGUCACUAUAUCUCUGUCUAACCAAAAGAAGUUACCAUGAAGUACGGGGAGAUCACCCACUUCAGCCACCCCCAGCACAAGCUCCAGUUCGAGUACACCGAGAUACCUUUCAAGUGCGACGGCUGCAAGGAGGCCGGCAUCGGAUCGCGCUUCAAGUGCAGCCUCUGCGACUACGACCUCCACAAGCAGUGCGCCCUCGCCGCGCCCUCCUCCAUCCUCCGCCACCCCUUCUACCCGAAAUGCACCUUCUACCUCCUCCCCGCGCCUCCUGGCAGCGCCGCCCGCUUCUGCAACGCAUGCGAGCGCGACGUCGCCGGCCUCGUCUACCAUUGCCAUUCCUGCGGCUUCGACCUCCACCCCUGCUGCGCCGCCCUCCCCCACGUCCUCGAAACCGGCAGCGGUGGAGGAGGAGAGGACCUCCGGCUGUUCCUCCACCGCAAGGUGGCGGCUCCGUGCCACCGGUGCGGCCGGAAGGGGCGGAGCUGGAGCUACCGGAGUGCGUGCAAGCGGUACAACCUCCACGUUGCAUGCGUGAUGGAGAUGCUGGUGGAAAGCUGGUACGAGAUCUACUACGGCGUCGGCGGAAGCGGCGGUGGAAAGCGGGGAUUGGUGGGGAUAAAUGGGAUGAAUAGGAUUCCGACCAUAAAGGGAGUAGGGAAGAGCCACCACCGGCCAAGGAAGGGGAAGGUGAAGCGGUGCUGCGAGCUGGCGGCGAUGGCGGUGCAGUUCAUCAUCUCCGCCGUGCUUGGAGAUCCGACGGCUAUCAUUGCCGGGGUGGUAGGGUCGUUCAUAUCCAGGUGAAGAUGCCGUGAUGGAUGUACAGCUCGACUACGUAUCUCGCGCUGGAACGGAUAAAAAAAAGGGGUUGUUUCAGUGCACGGAUGAUGAAGUUCCGACCACAUCGAAUGGGCUUUGUAGUUCUAAUGAACGGUUCAGAUAAAAUAUGCCUUUCGUACCAUGGACCCACGGUGCUAUGUUGGACUUCGGGGUUGGUUGUGCUGCAUGUGGACUUUGUGAUGCAUGCCAUGAUCUUUGAUCUUGAUUCUGUUUGUUGGUUUAUGGGUUCUAGGCAUGUCGAUGGCCCAAUUGGUGUGGAUUCGGACCAAAGCCUGCUAAAAUACUUUAUAUGUGUUAUUGGCUAUUGGGGGCCCAUUAACGUCCCUUGGUUGGCUCACUUAGGUCGUAGAUGAUCCAAUGGUGGAUUCGUGUGAAAGAAGGUGAAUUCUUGUUUCGUGCGGAACAUACUAAACCUAUCUGCCGUAGGUAGGCCUUCGACGUAGAUAUUAUUGUCUUUCUGUCUA
This is a messenger RNA of Phoenix dactylifera (date palm), 1488 nucleotides long. RefSeq lists its product as uncharacterized. Lineage: Eukaryota; Viridiplantae; Streptophyta; Magnoliopsida; Arecales; Arecaceae. The record is from RefSeq and is a predicted model, not a curated record.